GAAUGGUAUCAUUUUUCUGUCUUUUUUCUUUCUUUUUGUCAUUUCAGUGGAGAAGUUGCAGAAAGAAAUUUCAUCUCUCACUCUAUUGUGAAGCUCAUAAAUUCCAUAGAUAGAUCAUUUUCAGAGUCUCUUUCUCACAAAUUAUGGGAAGAAGAUCUUGAAGCACGUGCACACUCAGAUUAACAUCACACCAGGAUCCACUUGAUCAUCCGAAGACCAUAAAUAUCUCCAUUUAGUUUGUCCCUGUUUUUGCUGCAAUUCAUCUAACAAGCAAUCUCUCAAAUGGGUUGCUUCCAAGUCUCUUGAUUUAUAAACGCAGAACAACAUCCGAUGGCAACCUACUUUCAUGGAAACCCUGAAAUCCAAGCAGCUGACGGACUCCAAACCCUCGUUCUUAUGAACCCUGACUAUGUUCAGUACUCCAACACCCCUCCGCCGCUGCCAAACAACCUUGUUUUCCCUCACGCGCCACCUCUCCACGCCCAACAAUUCGUCGGCAUCCCCCUCCCGGUGUCUACUUCUACCGCCAAUCAAGACCCUGGUUCCCACGAAAUCUCCCCCUUGCAUGGCCUCGUUCAGCGCAUCCAUUACAACAUGUACAACCCUAUUGACACUUCGCGUGAAACCCCACGCGCUCAGCAGGGGCUCUCCUUGAGCCUCUCUUCCCAACAUCCUGGUUAUGGAUCACAAGCUCAAGCGGCUUCGGGUGAGGACAUGAGGGUUUCGUGUGGGUCGGGUUCUUCGGGUUCAGGGGUGACUAAUGGAGUUCCGGGUGUGCAAAGUGUGCUGUUGAGCUCUAAAUUCUUGAAGGCUGCUCAAGAGCUUCUCGAUGAGGUUGUUACUGUUAACAAUACCGAGAUUACCAAGAACGAUUUGGCUAAAAAGAGUAGUGGAGAUAAUACCAAUACCAGUAAGGCUAUCGGAGAAUCGUCGGUGGCGGCAGCAGCAGCAGCAGCAGGAGAUGGCUCUGGUGGCGGAGAAGCUGAUGCUAAGCACGGGGCCGAGCUGACUACGGCAGAGAGGCAGGAAAUUCAGAUGAAGAAAGCAAAGCUAAUUAGCAUGCUUGACGAGGUGGAUCAAAGGUACCGACAAUACCAUCACCAGAUGCAGGUUGUAACUUCAUCAUUUGAGCAAGCAGCCGGGACUGGCUCUGCUAAAACAUACACAUCUCUUGCAUUAAAGACCAUCUCAAAACAAUUUCGGUGCUUGAAAGAUGCAAUCACCGGUCAAAUCCGCGCUGCACACAAGAGCUUAGGUGAAGAAGAUUGCCUAGGAGGCAAACUCGAAGGGUCGUCAAGACUUAAGUUCGUCGAUCAUUAUCUUCGACAACAACGAGCACUUCAGCAGUUGGGAAUGGUCCAGCACAAUGCUUGGAGACCCCAAAGAGGACUACCUGAACGAUCGGUCUCGGUUCUUCGAUCUUGGCUCUUUGAACACUUCCUCCAUCCAUACCCCAAGGAUUCAGACAAGAUCAUGCUUGCAAAACAAACAGGGCUUACUAGAAGUCAGGUGUCAAAUUGGUUCAUAAAUGCUCGAGUUCGGCUUUGGAAGCCAAUGGUGGAAGAGAUGUAUUUGGAGGAAAUCAAGGAAUAUGAACGAAAUGGUUCAAAGGAGAAAACAAGCAAGAGCCUUAACGAUGAAGAUUCAACAUCCAAAUCCACUGCACCAGACAAAUGUAGUGCAGACAACAUGGCAAAAAGUUUCAGUUCCAAACAGGACAAUAUCUCAAACCAGAUCGGUUGCUCAAUGUCCAUUUCCAUGGCAUUAACAUCUCCCCUUGCCGGAAACAUUGGCAACCAGUCCGAAUUCUCCUUCAUCGGAUCAUCCGAACUGGAAGGGAUCACUCAAGGAAGUCCAAAAAAGCCAAGGAGCACUGAAAUAUUGCAGCCGCCAAUGGAUUUCAAGCAAACAACCGAGGCCAACAAUGAUGUCAGCGUGAAGUUUGGCAAAAAUGGGUACGCAUUUAUGGGAACCAACACCGAUUUUAUGGGAGGUUUCGGACAAUACCCCAUUGGAGAAAUAGGAAGGUUCGAAGCAGAACAGUUCACUCCGAGGUUUUCAGGCAAUGGUGUUUCACUCACUUUGGGACUUCCCCACUGUGAAAACCUGUCUUUAUCAGGCCCCCAUCACAGUUUUCUCACGAACCAAACCAUGCAAAUGGGGCGAAGGCUCGACGUUGGUGAACCCAAUGAGUUCGGGUCUAUGACUAUCAGCCCUUCCACACCACACUCUUCUGCUGCUGCAUUUGGCAACAUCAGCAUUCAAAACAGGAAAAGGUUUGCAGCACAAUUGUUACCAGACUUUGUUGCCUGAUCAAAAUGCUGAUUUCGGAUUCAAGAAACUAGCUGGGAAUGA
Molecule: messenger RNA, 2355 nt
Organism: Hibiscus syriacus
Lineage: Eukaryota; Viridiplantae; Streptophyta; Magnoliopsida; Malvales; Malvaceae
Product: BEL1-like homeodomain protein 1
Exons: 7
Coding region: 331-2313 (660 amino acids)
Biological process (GO): regulation of transcription by RNA polymerase II
Molecular function (GO): RNA polymerase II cis-regulatory region sequence-specific DNA binding; DNA-binding transcription factor activity, RNA polymerase II-specific
Source: RefSeq, a predicted model, not a curated record